AUGGGAAAAAGUAGCAAAGAUAAGCGAGAUCUGUACUAUCGAAAGGCUAAGGAACUUGGUUACCGAGCCCGGUCCGCGUUCAAACUCCUACAAUUAGACAAAGAAUUCCAAUUUUUAGAUGGAGUAACAAGAGUUGUUGACUUGUGUGCAGCACCGGGAUCAUGGUCCCAAGUGCUAUCCAAGCGACUUUUUGAGGAUGCAGAUAGCGUCGAAAACUCUGAGAAAAAAAUUGUGGCAGUGGAUCUGCAACCCAUGUUCCCUAUAGAUAAUGUGACGACUUUGCAGGCAGAUAUUACGCACCCAAAGACAUUAAACAAGAUCAUGGAACUUUUUGAGGGCCAAAAGGCAGAUUUUGUGUGCAGUGACGGUGCUCCGGAUGUAACGGGCUUGCAUGACCUAGAUGAAUACGUGCAGCAACAAUUGAUUCUGAGCGCUUUGCAAUUGACGACAUGUUUACUUCGCGAAGGCGGUGUUUUCGUUGCCAAAAUUUUCCGCGGCCGCGACAUCGAUAUGCUAUAUUCACAGCUCGGAUUUCUGUUUGAGCGUGUAGUAUGUGCGAAGCCCCGUUCUUCUCGGGGCACAUCUCUAGAAAGUUUUAUCGUGUGCAUCGGCUACAAACCACCUAAACAUUGGGUGCCAAAACUUGACGUUAAUACGUCUGUUGAAACUUUUUUCGAAGGUUGCGGUAUCGGAAGACUUAGUCUCGAAGAUAAGUUAGCAGGUUAUUCUGAGGAGCCUAGGAGCAUCGCAGAAUUCAUAUCUUGCGGCGGACUCGAUAGCUUCGACUCCGAUGCCACUUACCACGAUGUUCCCAGCAAUAAACCUGCUUUGGAUCCAGUACAGCCGCCCACGAACCCUCCCUACAAGCGUGCCUUAGAGCUAAAGCGACAAGGAAAACUGGCAAGAACUUAG
Messenger RNA from Lachancea mirantina, 912 nucleotides. Lineage: Eukaryota; Fungi; Ascomycota; Saccharomycetes; Saccharomycetales; Saccharomycetaceae. The record is from the annotation of a GenBank genome assembly.